Polychytrium aggregatum is the source of this 1814-nucleotide messenger RNA. RefSeq lists its product as uncharacterized. Gene Ontology annotation, molecular function: oxidoreductase activity, acting on paired donors, with incorporation or reduction of molecular oxygen; iron ion binding; protein binding. The coding region runs from base 95 to 1741 and encodes 548 amino acids. The transcript has a single exon. Gene Ontology annotation, cellular component: cytoplasm; nucleus. The record is from RefSeq and is a predicted model, not a curated record. NCBI's taxonomy places the organism in Eukaryota, Fungi, Chytridiomycota, Chytridiomycetes, Polychytriales.
CAUCGCCAACACCGCCAACAUCGCCAUCAGCACCACCGAUCUUGGUGCACCGCCCAGACAGAGCCCAACCACGGCACACACCGCUGGAUACACAAUGCUCAAGGGAAACAGAAAGCACCACAGCAAGUCGCAGAAGGAGCGGAUGCAGGUCCAGUACAAGCUGCUCCACAGCACCGAUGCUCUGGAGCGACUCCCGCUGACCCGCGAGCAGCUCGCCGACCUGGUCCAUGCGAUUCAGAAGAGCAACCUCGCCAAGUUUGGGCUCGUGAAGCUCUCGACCCUGGGCCUGAGUCUCGUUCACGAAAUCGAGUCGAAGCCCUGCACCUUGCUGGAGUAUGCCGCCGGGAUGCGCAGGGACUCGAUCGUGUCGUCGCUCUUGCGGGCCGGAGCAGACCCGACGGUGUCGGCGGAUUGCCCCGAGGGUCUCUUCCGAGGGCAACUGGCGCUAGCACUCGCAUCGGUUCUGCCGGCGUUUGCGGUGUACAUCGUCUGCUUGGCUGUCCAAGGCGCCUCAAACGGACCACGGAGCUCGAACUGCAAGCUGUGCCGACAGCACCGCCCAAGUUUGCUGGUGCUCUAUCCGUGCCGACAUGAGGUCUGCCGGCAGUGCUUUUGGACAGCUGUGAUGGAGCGCCCGUGCAAAUGGGAGGACAUGGAGUGUCCUCUGGAGCAAUGUCGAACGGUCCUCUGCCUCGAGUCCGAAGCGGACCUGUCCAAGCCGUCAUGGCCGGCAAACGAGGGCCCCGCAGCAACAGCCGCCCGGUCCAGAUCCCGCUAUCUGCUCCUGCCAGAAUCCAGAUCCACGACGGCGCCGGUCAAGCCAGUGUUCCAGGCAAGGUCGAUGCGCUCGCUGGCCGGGCUCUACGUCGGAACCUAUCGGUCACAGCGGGACUCGGAGCUCUUCAAGGCCGCCGAGGAGAAUAAUGUGCUGCGGCUCGAAGCCCUGGUUGAGGUCGGUGUCGACAUCAACGUCGUCAACGAAUACGGACAAACGGCAUUUUUUCUGGCUUGCUGGAAGGGCUGCGGCCGGGUUGCCCAGAAGCUCCUCGAGUGCGGUGCCGACGCAGACAUACCCGACCACAGCAACAUGCAUCCGCUGCGACUGCUGUCGCUUCUCCAUCCGGCCGUGCUCAAGUCGCUUGAGAUGCCGGCGCCCUUGCCGACCUGGCCUGACAAUCCGACAUUCGAGCCGUCGAAUCGGCCGGUCAUGACAGUGCUCAUUCCUGUGGACUCAAGUCAUCCCGGCGCCGGCAGCUUCACGAUCGACGACUUUCUCUCCGACUCGGCCGUCUCCGCCAUCGCCGAGCUGUGCAGCCGUUUGCCGAUUGCCCCGCCGCAGAAAGAGUCCUGCAACAAGCGCUCGCUCUACUGCGACACACUGGGAUGGAUCCAGCGGGCAUUCCGCGAGGCCAUGGCCCGGCUCGACGGCGAUUUGCCAUCGGCCGCGUUCGCUCACAUGCGGUUCCUGGUCUACGAUGAGCCCGGCGGAUAUCUCCCAGCACACACUGACCUGACCAGGACUGUCGAUGGCCAAACGUCCACGCACACGUCUAUCUUCUAUCUGACGGACUGUGCCGAAGGCGGCGAGACGGUGCUGCUGGAGUCGCUGAAGGGGACGACGGCGCUGGCGACAGUUCAGCCACGCCGGGGUAGGCUCCUGUGCUUCCCGCACAUCUGUCCUCACGAAGCUCGGCCCACUGUGAGUCUGCCCAAGAUCCUACUGCGCGGCGAGAUGUUGUAGCGAAAACAUAGGCGAAUACACUCGAUACAGCCGUGUGCCGACCGCGCUGUAUGCGUUUGUUUGAUCAUCCAAG